Messenger RNA from Cantharellus anzutake, 1584 nucleotides. RefSeq lists its product as uncharacterized. Gene Ontology annotation, molecular function: metal ion binding. The transcript has a single exon. Bases 1 to 1584 code for a protein of 527 amino acids. The record is from RefSeq and is a predicted model, not a curated record. Lineage: Eukaryota; Fungi; Basidiomycota; Agaricomycetes; Cantharellales; Hydnaceae.
AUGCGUAGUGCGGACCCAUCCCGACGUGUCAUCCCUGGCCCUAUCAUUCUCAAAUCACCCAAUCCCUGCUGGAAAUUCCUCCAAGGGCGGUAUUGUCCAGAGGAGCUGUGCCACUAUCAGCAUGGCCCGCGCUUAGUUCUCAACCGUCGUGGGAACCGUGGCUCGCCAUCCAGGUAUGGUCCGACUGCCUGUGUAUACUUUGCAAAGGGAUUUUGUAAGAACGGCACCAGCUGCAACUUUGCGCAUAUAACUCCUCCUUCCAUAAUCCGAGGGUCUUACCCAAUUGGCGAACUUCAGGGCUCAGUCGAUUGUGCAGUUCCCCAGGCACCAUAUCCAUAUCCUAGCCCACCGUUCGAUGAAAUGGGCAUCCCGGAAGUGUCAAGUGGCGCAAUGACGCAUCCAUACACAGGUUCGAACAGCCCGGGGCAGUUUUCGCUACACGAACAACCCUUGCUUCUUGCUACAAGUAAACCUACAGUCGUGGAGCGACAGCCCGAUAGUGCAAGUCCUCAGCCACACCCCGAUAGCCUUACUGCGGAUGUGGAGGUCGCGAGCGAUUCAACUGGGACCGUCACUCCAUUCAUACUAGCAAAAGACUCGCCCACCCCUCCACGUAUUCUUCCUGACCAGGUGAAAAGUACUUCUCCGACGCCGGCGCAUGAUUCGAACGCCAUAGUGAUUGGCAUGGAUAUCACAUCGAUAUGGGAUGAGGUUGGGAGCCUUGACGAGGAGGAUUUCGUAUCUCGUCAUACGCCGUAUAUUGAUAGGAAUCACCACGCUCCGCAAGUGUACGAUGAUAAGACCGUGCGCGUUCUUUCUGGCGGCGUGCUGCUGGGCAUACCCGGAACUUCUGAACAACCCCCUCCGCCGCCGACAAUCUCCGAAGUGUCUUCACAUCCUGUUCAAAUACCUCCCCUUUCAAAGAGCUCAUCAGUCGCCUCUGUGCCUUCUCUGAUCGUAUCCUGUGAGGGAUCAUCAGUGAAGAACGAUGAUGCAGACACUUUAUAUUCUCCUCUGGAUUGGGAUAGUGGCGCUCAAUCACCGGCGGUCUGGAGAGACGGAGACGCCCAAGGCAGCUCUAUUUCUGAUGGGUGCAACUGUACUGAAGAUAUGGGCGCGGACAUGUCACACACCUCUAGGGCCUCUCCUUUUGCUGGGAAGCCCCUAUACCGGUUUCCAGAAGCGCUUGAUUAUUCAGUCGACGCUUCCCACCAGGGACCGAAUUCCUCCAGCAAUGGAAAGCAACCAUCAUCAUCACAAAUACUCCCACUCUCACUCACGCCAACGCCGCAAAAGACGAGUCGAAGGCAGAGAGCUAAGAUGGCACGCGAGUUGGUCGAAUUGGCUACCGGAGCUGAAGCCAUUCAACCUCAAGAAUGCUCAAGAAUAACUUUGGCAAAUGAUGCGACGGAAACAGACAGUUGCCCCAGUGCUAGCCACGUGGAGAGCAUCAUCGAUGCUCGUCGCCGCAGUUCCUCGUUCGUGGAGGCUGGCGUUGACGCCAGCGCUUUGAAACUUCUGACCAGAAAGGAGAAGGAACUGUUGAACUCCCAGGGCAUGCACCGGCGUGUCCCAUCAAUUUAG